GCUUUCCUGUCCGCCGGAGGGCUCCGGGGAGGCGCGGCGGCGCUGGAGAGGGAGCCGAGCGGCAAGAUGGCCACGUCGAGGCUGCCGGUGCGCCGAGCUGCGCGCCUGCUCUCCUGUCUCCCAGGCGGCCGGGCGCCUGCCAGUCAGUGCAUCUUUCACGCCAGGAGACUGUUAGCUGGUGUACAAAGUGCCAGCGUGGCACAGUUCAUGUCCAGAGAGCGUUUGAGUCAAGCUAGCUGCGAGAUGAAUGGUUUGGAGAGGUCCUGGCAGAGGGGAAAGUGUGAGUGGAAGAGAUAUAUUCAAACAGAAAAUCAUGAAUCAGCACGCCUUGAAACCUCCUCUGCUAAAACCCUAAUGGACAUAGGAACUCGGAGGAUCUUCUCAUCGGAUCAUGACAUCUUCAGGGAAAGUGUAAGAAAGUUCUUCCAGGAAGCUGUGCUUCCACAUCAUGGAGAGUGGGAGAAAGCUGGACAGGUGAGCAGAGAGAUCUGGGAAAAAGCUGGACAGCAGGGCUUGCUGGGUGUCAAUAUAUCAGAAGAACAUGGUGGCAUUGGAGGGGAUCUUUUCUCUGCAGCAGUCGUUUGGGAAGAGCAAAUGUAUGUUAACUGCACAGGCCCAGGAUUCAGCCUUCACUCCGAUAUCGUCAUGCCAUAUAUAGCAAAUUAUGGUUCAAAAGAGCAGAUUAAGAGGUUCAUUCCAGAAAUGGCAGCUGGCAAAUGUAUUGGUGCAAUAGCUAUGACAGAGCCUGGUGCUGGGAGCGAUUUGCAGGGUGUGCGAACAUACGCAAAAAAGGAUGGAAGUGACUGGAUUCUAAAUGGCAGUAAGGUGUUCAUUACUAAUGGUUGGAUGAGUGAUGUAGUAAUUGUCGUGGCUGUUACAAACCGUGAGGCCCGUUCCCCUGCUCAUGGCAUUAGCCUCUUUCUGGUAGAAGAAGGAAUGAAAGGAUUCAUCAAAGGGCGUAAACUUGAGAAAAUAGGACUUAAAGCACAGGACACGGCAGAACUGUUUUUUGAAGAUGUCCGCCUGCCUGCUGGGGCCUUGCUUGGACAGGAGAACAAAGGCUUCUAUUAUCUAAUGGCAGAGCUUCCUCAGGAAAGGUUGUUGAUUGCUGAUAUGGCAAUUGCCAGUUGUGAAUUCAUGUUUGAAGAGACAAGAAACUAUGUUAAACAAAGAAAAGCUUUUGGAAAAACAGUUGCACAUUUGCAGACUGUGCAGCACAAGCUAGCAGAACUGAAAACGCAAACAUGUGUAGGUCGUACGUUUCUGGAUAGCUGUCUCCAGCUCCACUCCGUGAAACGACUGGAUUCUGCCACCGCUUCAAUGGCCAAGUACUGGGCUUCUGAUCUCCAAAACAAUGUGGCUACUCAGUGCGUGCAACUCCAUGGAGGAUGGGGAUAUAUGUGGGAAUAUCCAAUUGCAAAAUCUUUUGUAGAUUCUCGUGUUCAGCCAAUAUAUGGUGGUACUAAUGAAAUAAUGAAAGAGCUCAUUGCUAGAGAUAUCGUGAUCGACAAAUAGGCAUCUAUUUAUACUAACGGAUAGCUCCAGAUCCCAUUUCCACUGAUAAGGAAUUAACAUUGUGCCAAAAAUAAAAAUAAGGAGACAGUAUGGUUCUAAUUGAAGAAGAAACAGCAGCAAAAGCCUGUUUAGACAUUAACAAUAAAAAUGUUUGUUUUUGUUGAUCUCCAAUGUUUAACUUAGAAUAACUGUUAAUGAUUUAUUUCUCUUAUGAUUUAACUCCCCAAAUGCAAAAAACUCUUACAAGUAUUUGGACUACAAGCACAAAAUUCAUGAUGUCAUCUAAAGCUGCAUUAUUUAAAACCUAAUGCAAUUCUUUUCUGUUCUGUUCUGUUGGAGGAUGAUGUGAAAAAUUUCUACUGUAGAAACUGUAAAGCUCUUUGGAAAUAAAUGUAGGCCCAUUUCUGACAAAAAAGAAAUAAAUAUACCUCUUCUAAUGAUCUGAAUGGGUAUGCUUCUCUAUAAGCAAAGAAGACAACAGGUGGGCAGUUAAUCUUCUAAUGUUACAGAUGAUUGCACAAAAAGAGUGACAUUUGUAUGCAGCCUAAAGUGCCUUCCAACAUGUAACUGUAUUUUGUAUAUGACAAUAAAAGAAAAAACUUAAAUAAUAGUAA
This is a messenger RNA of Podarcis muralis (Common wall lizard), 2129 nucleotides long. RefSeq names its product acyl-CoA dehydrogenase long chain (gene ACADL). Gene Ontology annotation, biological process: fatty acid beta-oxidation using acyl-CoA dehydrogenase; carnitine metabolic process, CoA-linked; long-chain fatty acid catabolic process. NCBI's taxonomy places the organism in Eukaryota, Metazoa, Chordata, Lepidosauria, Squamata, Lacertidae. Gene Ontology annotation, cellular component: cytoplasm; mitochondrion. The record is from RefSeq and is a predicted model, not a curated record. Gene Ontology annotation, molecular function: flavin adenine dinucleotide binding; long-chain fatty acyl-CoA dehydrogenase activity.